Messenger RNA from Meira miltonrushii, 1758 nucleotides. RefSeq names its product Rad4-domain-containing protein. The transcript is spliced from 3 exons. Gene Ontology annotation, biological process: mismatch repair; nucleotide-excision repair. The annotation marks the transcript as partial. The record is from RefSeq and is a predicted model, not a curated record. Gene Ontology annotation, molecular function: single-stranded DNA binding; damaged DNA binding. Gene Ontology annotation, cellular component: cytoplasm; nucleus; XPC complex. NCBI's taxonomy places the organism in Eukaryota, Fungi, Basidiomycota, Exobasidiomycetes, Exobasidiales, Brachybasidiaceae.
AUCGUCACACCAAGAGACCGAAUGGUUCGCUUGGCAACUCACAAAUGGACAGUGUUGAGCUUAAUAGCUCAUACCCGAGCUAGAAAUGCGAUGAUCAACGACGAAUCCCUGCGAGAUCGUCUGUAUGGACUCGUGCCAAAUGCUUACUUGGAAAAGCUACGAAUGAUUCACAAGAAGAAAAUACCGCUACAAACCGAAAGGGUGCGUUUGUUUGAGAUCUUUCUAGAAGAUCUGACAGAAUGGUGGAGAGAUCUUUUAAAGGAGAUAACACUUUUUGGGAUAGGCAACUCAACGAAACCGACUUAUAUGCGCCUUGCUGAUGUUCAACAUCGAACGAGGUCAUCACAAGAUAUGCUUUCAUACGUUGAAAAGAUGUCCGGCUCACGCGAAGAUAAUGCUCAGUUGUUUGCCGCCCUAUGCAGAUCUUUAGGCAUUCCUGCCCGACUGGUGAUCAGCAUUCAAUGUCCAGGUUGGACAGCCUCUCCUUCCUCAACAAAAUCGAAUGCUGUAGCCAACUCCAAUGAGACACCUGCAAAGAUCGAUGAAAAUGAUUAUCGAGGGGAGAAAUGGCGAGGAUUGGAUAAGCCACUCGAAGUCAAAUACCAACCAAAGUUGCGAGCUAUCAAGGCGAAACCAUUGAAACCUACAGAAGUAGCUGCUGAGGAAGCAGAUGCAGAACCUAUUGAUACACAAUCGCCGCCUACGAUGUGGGUUGAAGUAUUUAGCAAACCAUGGCAAAAAUGGAUCACUGUAGAUCCUAUUCGAGGAAUCGUGACACCUACUGGAAACAGACGAAUGGAACCAAGCAAUUCGGACAAAUCUAAUCGAUUAGUAUACGUGCUUGCAUUUGAAGAAGACGGUCAUGCAAGAGAUGUGACUGCUCGAUAUACCCGCACACUAUACAGUCGUAUUAGUCGUAUGCGUCCCCCAUCGACAAAGAAAGGAGGUGAAGAAACGGAUUGGUGGUCUCGUGUUGUGGCUUCUGUACAGCGUCAAGAGCGUUUUGCAAGAGAUUUUGAGGAAGAUGAAGAAAUGCAAACUGCAGCUUCUCGGGAACCUAUGCCUUCUAGCGUUGCAGCAUUCAAAGAUCAUCCAGUGUAUGCUCUCGAAAAGCAUUUGAAGCGAGAUGAAGUCAUCUUUCCGGCCAAACAAGCUGGAACAUUUCAAGGUACACCAGUUUUUCUACGUGCAAAUGUGAUUGCAUGUAGAAGUUCACGUCAAUGGUACAAUGAAGGAAGGGUGAUAAAUGAAGGCGAAGAUGCAUUAAAAUGGGUAAAAAGUCGAGGCUAUACCCUUGCUAACAAAAGAGCAGAAGAAGAAGCACGUCAACAAGGUAUGGAUGGUUUGCAAGAAGGUCUUUAUGCACCUUUUCAAACGGAAGUCUAUACAGCACCUCCUGUGGUGGAUGGAAAGAUACCCACAAAUGCAUUCGGAAAUGUGGAUCUGUUUGUUGACAGUAUGUUGCCGCCAGGAGGUGUGCAUAUCCCGUACAACGGUGCAGGUAAAGUGGCUAAAAAGUUGGAGAUACCCUAUGCAGAAGCUGUGGUAGGUUUUGAAUUUCGUAAACAUCGCGGAAUGCCAAAGAUUAAAGGUAUCGUAGUAGCUGAAGAAUAUGGUGAAACUGUUACGGAGGCAUUUUUGGAGUACGAAGAAGAAGCAGCUGCAAAGGAUGCCAAACGAAAGAAAGAACAAGCUCUCAAAGCAAAAAGAAAGGAGAUCAAUGCCGUCAAAAUCAAAGCAAGAUUGCAACGUGAUUAU